Gossypium raimondii (Peruvian cotton) is the source of this 1252-nucleotide messenger RNA. RefSeq lists its product as uncharacterized. Gene Ontology annotation, cellular component: cytoplasm. Bases 228 to 1172 code for a protein of 314 amino acids. The record is from RefSeq and is a predicted model, not a curated record. NCBI's taxonomy places the organism in Eukaryota, Viridiplantae, Streptophyta, Magnoliopsida, Malvales, Malvaceae. Gene Ontology annotation, biological process: rRNA base methylation. The transcript is spliced from 4 exons. Gene Ontology annotation, molecular function: rRNA (uridine-N3-)-methyltransferase activity.
UUUCCUUCUCCUUCAGUUUGUUUGUUGACCAUAAAGACUUUUACUUCCUUUUUCCAUGCUUUCUUUCUCCCCAUUUCUCUAAUCCCUUUAAUAAUCUCUCUCCCUCCUUUUCUUUUUCUGCAUUUAAUCUGCAACAUUCCAUGCCAAAACCCACUUCAAAGUCAAAGGCAGCGUUCCAUUGGCGCUCUGUUUCCUUCAAUGCCAUGUAAAGAAGAAACGGAGGAUCAAUGGGUCAAAUAAUCUCCUUCAUUCAAAAACGUUUGGUGGGUUUAGUUUUUUACCCCUUUAAAAGAUUUUGGAGUCGUCAAAGCGUGGAAAGAUCAGAAGAUUUAGAGGACCCAAACGAGCAGUGUACCCUACUGAUUUCCAUACCGGAGCUAUCGGAUGAUCCUUCAUGUGACAGUGAGAGCGACACGGAUACCAUCUUUAGAUUACAUCAAAAUGUGGGCACUACUUGCACUGAUAUCGUGGGAGACAACAGCAGGCAGGACUCUGGUGUAUGUGUGGUGAACGUGGAGAAUUUGGGAGGAAGACAACUAGUUGGAGCAGGGGAAAUUAGAUGGAUACGCCAUUAUUGCAGUUCUCAAAGGAUGUUGUUGGUGGGGGAAGGCGAUUUUUCAUUCUCUGCUAGUUUGGCUCGUGCUUUUGGUUCUGCAACAAACAUGAUUGCCACUUCUCUCGACUCCAGAGGGUUCUUGUUAAGAAAUUAUAAGAAGGCAAUAGUCAACAUUCAUGAACUAAGGGUUAGAGGAUGCAUUGUUUUGCAUGGGAUAGAUGCAACUGAAAUAGCGAAUCACUCCUACCUGGGAGCCUUUAAAUUCGAUCGAAUCAUUUACAACUUCCCGCACGCUGGUUUUUGUUCAGACGAACCAGGCGAAUCCCAGAAACGUCGGCAUCAGUUGCUGAUAAGCUUGUUUUUGAAGAACGCAAAGGAGAUGAUUGAGGAGAGAGGCGAAAUCCAUGUGACCCACAAAUCGAAUGGGUUCUUUCGGGACUGGAAUUUGCAGGGACUAGCGGCUGCCGUUGGGCUGAGGCUUAUCCAAGAGGUGCCGUUCAAUUUCACCGAUUACCCGGGGUACCGCACCAAAUAUGGGUUCGGUGGUGACAAAAAUUUCAACUGUAAUCCUAGCAGAACUUACAAAUUUGGUCUAUAUCCGAUUAUGUCGCCAUGAAAAGGCGAUUUCAGACUUUAAUGGCAGAAAAUUUUCAUAAUGGAAUAACCAAAACAAAAAUACGAUAAAAGUUUAGUAAA